AUGGCAAAUAUAUCCCGCUGGGGCAUACAACCCCCCAAACACCCACAGCUACCAUCGUGGGAGACUGUGAAGGGCGACCUUGAGCAGUUUCUUGGAUCAAACCAUAAUGAGGCAUCAGCCGCCCGACUUGCGCACGUCGAAGGCCGACAUGGCUCAGGAAAGAGCACCGGAAUGAUAGAGUUUAUCUGGGAGAAGAUCCAUGCCUCCGACCAAGACAAUGUGGUUAUCUACGUUCCGGCAUUCGGCCUUGAAGCUUUGAUGCUUUCUGCAUACUUCGAGACGGAAGCGUCGCCAUACCAGAAGCUGAAGCAGAAUAUCUGCGUCGGCCUUGAGAAACUCGAGUCAAAGCUCCACCUCGCAACUGCUACCCAACUCCGUAGCGCUCUUCGUGGUGUACUUCGGAAGGAUACACCCCGUCGGGUCGUUCUCUUGAUGGACCUAGAACUAUCCCCCACAGCCGACGGCGAGCUCCUCCUCUCCGAGCUGGUAAAGUGGUAUCGACUAACCCACAAUUGCGACCUUACUCUGAUCACCAUGGCAUCGUUUACGCGUCCGCCUGUGCAUACAUUUUUGGAGGCCUGGUUGAAUACAAAAUGCCGGCAUAUUACAUGCGCCUUCACACAGAUACCAGUUCUGACCAGCAAAGACUUACCGUUAAGUACCAUCUGGUGGCAGGAACGCGAUAGAAAUCUACCCAUUCUAAUCUUAGAUGCACUGCGUAUCGCGAUCCCCCCAACCCCGGAGUUAUACUAUAACCCAGAGGUGAAAAUUGAUAUAGAUGAUAAGCUAAAUGCUAUGAGAUCUCGCAUGAAAUACUUGGAUAAUGCCGCGGCUGCUACAGAAGCUACUAAGACUAUUGAACAGUUUUCUCGCCUGACGGAAGGCUGUCCCUUAGGUCCGUGUGUCGUCGUGAUUCAAAAUAAAGAGGAUUCCCACGGCAUCGGCAAGAUGCUGGAUGAAGAACCCAGUUUCGUUAAUGUCGCCGAAUUCCGAGCUUGGCCGAAAAUGACAUUAGCAAAUUGGCUGGAAGUGAUUCUAUAUCCUGGCCCCAAGAUAGUCUACAUCGAACCCAAUAUGCCCGUCGUAUUGCACCUCCCAAGAGUUACGGCUAUAAUAUCCCUCUCUACUUAUUAUAGUAAGAUGUUUGACCGUGAGACCUCUUCAUUCGCCUGGACUAGUACGCCCAAAUCACGCAUGGAGCUCCUAAAAGAGCAGUCAUAUGCGAGAAAGACUUCCGUCGCCCAGGUUCCCACAACCCCAAGAUUCUACUGCGUUGACAAGGAUGACAGCCGCUUUUCGAGUGCCAACUUCGACAAAUGGGCACUAGCCCCCCCGGCCCCCAUACGAAGACCAGUUCAUGCGCUUAUGCUUCGAGGUCUGCGCCCCGUGGCCGGAUGA
Molecule: messenger RNA, 1398 nt
Organism: Daldinia childiae
Lineage: Eukaryota; Fungi; Ascomycota; Sordariomycetes; Xylariales; Hypoxylaceae
Exons: 1
Coding region: 1-1398 (465 amino acids)
Source: RefSeq, a predicted model, not a curated record